CUCCAGCCUUGGGUUGCUCGGUUUCCUGCCACUCCUCCAUCAGCCUAGCCAAUCUCGCGCCAUGGUGGAACGCAACUUGGAUAUGCGGUUGGAUAUCCGGCGAGUGGAGUUCAAUAUCAAGUUCAUGCGGCAGCAGCAGACCCCAGGCUAUGUGAUGCUGGAGGAAUUCGUGGAUCCGCCUCAAGCGCCCUCCUCUACGCAUGAAGCAGAAGACCGUGCAGCUCACAGUAGUAGGUUCAAGGCCUGGCUGUGGCCCUUCGCUCGCGAACGGAGGGGCGGAUCGCUGGAGGAUCCCUGGAGUCGGGGCGACUGCCGCUGGAUGCCGGAUGAGAAAUGUUCCAAGUGCUUCGCCUGCGGCGAGACCUUCAAUACGUGGACCCGGCGCCGACACCACUGCCGGCUCUGUGGCCAGAUCUUCUGUCACCAGUGCUGUUCCAAUUGGGUGGACGGCCUUGUGGUGGGCCGCAGCAACGAGAAGAAGAGCCGCUUGUGCGAGGCCUGCACCGAGUUCGUGGACGAUCGCCUCAUCGACCGAUCCACGAUCGGGCGGAGCAUGGACCGCUGGAAAGAGGAGAAUGCAGAGGCGGCACAGGACGAUGAGGAAAACGAGGAGGAGGAUGUGCCAUCGGAGGAGGAGAACGAACGAGGAGAUGCAAACCUUCCAGGUGUUGAUCAGACCAAGGAAUACCUGGAGCAUUUCUAUCAGCAGGAUCCGUUGGAAGGUCUGAAGGAGGGCGAGGCUCAUCGUCAAGAGUGGCAUCAGAUGGCCGAAGCCUCCUUCCGGCGUUUCGUGGCCUCGGUGCACGCCUACUGCGUCCAGGUUGGAAAUGGACUGGAGGAGCAGGAUGUGAUUUUCACCAUUUGCAAGCUGGCUCAACAGGUGGUGAAGCAGAUGGAUUUCAAGCUGGAGGACUGCAUGGACAUCUUAAAGUACGUGAAGGUCAAGCGAGUGCCGGGCGAACACUUUGGAGCCUCCAAGUGCUACGAUGGGGUCGUCUUCACCAGCGACGUGGUCCACCGGAAGAUGGACACAGACAUUAGCGAUUGCCCCUUGACCUUGAUCCAGAUGCCCUUGACUUUCGACAAAUACAAUGUGCGGACCGACCUCGAUGUCCUCAGAGACCAGGAGCAGAUUUACUUGGAUCUCAAGGUGGAGAAAAUCUACCGAGAUGUUUUGCCCGAACCUCCCAAGCUGCUGCUUUGCCAGGGCGUCGUCUCGCAAUUUGCCCAGGAACGCCUGGCUAGCCGGCGCAUCUCGGUCAUCAUCGGUGUGCCUGAACACAUCCUGCAAGCCAUCAGCCGCUGCACAGGCAGCAAGGUGACCCCUGCGGUGGAUUCCAUCCGGAAGACGGGCUCGGAAGGCAUCGGCGGCAGGGCGCAGAAGUUCAAGGUGCUCCGCAACGGCCAUGUGGGCGAGGCGACCUACAAGGCUCUCACGGUCAUUGAGGGCUCCACUCAGGGCAAGUUCAGCACUGUUUGCCUCCGUGGAGAGCAGGCCGUAUUGGCCAAGCCAGUGUUACGCUGGGCGGUGCGCUUGGCUCGGCACCUGCAACUGGAAAGCGAGCUCCUCUUUGAGCUUUGGUGUCCACCCUGGAAGCGCGAGUUGGAGAAACAUGGAGAGAAGGGCGACGACUUCCAAAGCUUGGAGAUCAUCACCUAUGCCAUCAACAAGGAUCAAAGCUGCAAGCCGCCGGAAGUCAAUCGUUUCCCUGCCUAUUUGACAGAGGGCGUGACCGAGGGCGUUGUGCGUGACUGCACGGUGAGGCAGUGGCUGGAGAGUUGUCUCCAGCGACUGCCCACCCCGAGCUCCCCCGUCGUGAGCGCCACGGCGGCGCUCUCCACGGAGGACGCCGUCUUGACCACGGUGCCGCUGACCGACAACUCUGGGACGGAGCCGGGGGAGGACCCGCCCCUGCCGGAGUGUGGCAAACUGCUUUGCUUCCAGCGGAAGGGCAACCGACUGGUCGUGGAGCUGAUGGAUUUGAGCGAGCAGAAUGACAGGGGGCGCUCGCGGUCCUUGGAUCCUGCUCCCGCCCCCCCCGAGAUGCGGACCUCCGAUAGUGGUGCUAUCACACGCUGGUCCUUGUUCUUAAAAGAGAAGAAAGAUGACAAGGAGAAGAAAGAUGACAAGGAGAAUAAGCAGCGCACUCUUGAGAUGUGGCGCUUCUGCCGCGUCUGCAAGAGGCAGGUGACGCCACGCAGUGCCUUGAGCGAGUCAGCUGGAUGGUAUUCGAUGGCCAAGUUCCUUGAGAUGCUACUGCACGGCUCAGCCAGCUGUUCGCCCCUAGCAACCACUGGAGAUGAAGGGCCGCCAUGCACGCAUUCGUUCAGAGAGCAACUCUUGCAGUGCUCCUGCCCAGAACGCCCUGGCUUGGUCGUGGUCUUCAAGUGGGAGCAGGUGCCCAUGUGGCGCCUAUGUUCACCACACCUGCCCUCCUGGGAUCCAAGCUCCGGGCUUAGUGUGGCCAGUGAGACCAAGAAAGCCGCGGAAAGGAUCUCCCUCUUCGACAACACCGAGCAGCUCAUCGAGCGCAUCGCCGAGUUCAUGCGGAGCGUGCUACUGUGCUUGUCCACGAUCGAGUCCGAGGACAACCGGGCAUCUGAGUCGCCCACGCUGCCGGCGCCCAAGAGCGAAAGCAGCCUGCGGGUCUUGCGGGCCGAGAACAGCCCGGACUCGAAGUCCGAGAAGGAAUUCAAGGAGAAAAAGGACACCAACGGCGAUGGUAUGGACCUGUUCCUUUUGAGGCAGUGGCUCUUUCAGAAUCGCACCGACUGGCAUCGGGUGAUGGUGAACCUCAAUGACUUUCACGGAGAUAUCUCGCUGCGCUUGCGGAGCGUGAAGGAGUCCUUGGGAGUGUCGAGCUUCCACAACAUGAACUCGCAGGUCGUAGAGAACUUGUCCACGGACCCUUUGCUGGUGAGCACCUUGCGGCGCGAGGUCAUGGACGCCUUCCGGGAGGGGAAGAUCUCGCGGGUCAUCCUGCAGGACUUGGUGGAUCUUCAGAAGAAGCUUCGGGAGAAUGAGGACAAGAGCAAGGGCAGCAGCUUCCAAAUGCCUUUACCUGCCACCUUUUCCAGCCUGCUUUCGAGCGCCAAAGAGACCUUGAAUCGGAUCUGGACCCCGGAAGACGCUGCCAAGCAGGGCGUCACGGAGCUCGAUGCUUUGGGCUCACAGACGGUGGAGCAGACCUUGCCGCAGAGGAGCUGGAUGGUGGACCUGGACCUCGCCCAAGAGGCCCAGAAGGAGUUCCGCGGCCGCCGGGAGUUCCGCGAGGCGCUGCCCAGGCACUUGGACCAAGUCCUCACCGCUUUCCAAGACGCGGUCGAGGAGAGCAACAACAUCAAUGCAGGCGAGUGCUGCUUGCACGGGAUCUGUUUGCCGGUGAACUUCGAGGACGUGGGGUCCCUCAUCAGCUAUGCUUUGCUGAGCGACAAGGCCAAGGAACAGAUGGCCAGCCAGUGGAACACGCUGGGAGGGAGGUCGUGCUGUCCGCUUGAGAUCCAAGAUGCAUGUUUCCGGUCGCUGCCCAAAUGCCUUCAGCGGCCUUCGACGCGAUCCGAAUGGGAGGGCACCUGGAAGCCGGUGCUCGAGGAGAGCGAGGUGCGAUCGAAGUUGGGAUGGGCGAUGGCUGGGAGAGAAGAGGGUUUUGAAAGGCGAUGAAGGCCGCAUGGGCAUUGAAGUGGGCGUUGAUUAAAGCACGGUGAAGGCUGCGCAAUUGUGAAGUAAGUGUACGUAAGUGUUGCAUUUUGUGCAGUUCGCUUGCGUGAAGCCCGUAUUGAGGAUUUGAUCCAGCGCUUCGAGAGUUGUCAUUCUGUCCAUUUGUCAUCAGAUCUUAGCUGACUUUGUUUCAGGUCUGGGAUGAGCACGAGUUGCAGCGCGUUUCAGAGGAGGGGGAAACUCAUCCCAUCAUAGGGCGAAGCCAGGCUUCGCCUGCCCACCUGAUGUGAUGUGAAUGGCAUCCAGGAAUCCCAAAGAUCCUAAUGUCGUACACCCCGAAGACAUCCCAUGGACGAUAAACACCUCCUGUCGGUAAAAGGGUAUUCAUACAGUUGGUCAAAGGUGCGUGUAAGGGGUUUCUACCAAAUAUAAAGCAACCUUUUGGAUGCUGUCCAAUCCGUCCGCGAAAGAUCCGCGAUGAAGCGAUUAGGUUUGCGAAAGUAGUUUUGUUGCUUUUUUGUUCAAGCGAUUUAUAUAAUAUCAAUUGUCUUCAUUUUCAUGUAGACAUGGAAGGCAAUCCUCUGGCUGAGGCAACGCUCCGCAGCUCUGACAGAUUGUGUAGAUGUUUGCGCAUGAUGCCGCAAAGUUCUGCGAAGGUGCCGGUUUCAUAGGGCAUAGGCUUCUUCAAUGCAUCUUGCCUUGCCAUAGCAAAGCUCAUCAGUGAGCACCUUGUUGACUUGUUGAGCGCUUCAGAGCAGAAGGAGAGGGUCUCCCCUCCACAAGGCCCUCAUGGCUGUGAUUUCCGGUGCGGUAGACACGUGUAUGUAGACACGGCGGCCGGGCCGCAACUGUUGGUCGAAGAUCUUGACAUCUGCCCAUUGCUCGGAAUAUGGCAUUUGACGAUGCAGUGGCCCUGGGGCCCAUGCUGGCAGUUGUCUGGUGACUUGGUCUCUUUGCGCGAUAGUGAUACAUUUGUCCAUUUGUUGUCGAUGACCUUUGGAGUGAGAGCUUUUUCAGCUUGGCGGUGUGUGUCGCCGGUGUCGUGGUAUCCGUUUUGCCCGGUUUGCUACAGCUCGCGGGUGGUGAGGUCAUGCCAACGCUGAAAAGAUGUUGUUUGAGCUCGCUAGGACUGCGUCAGCUGCAGCUCUUUUUGGAAGGUGUUCUUCGACCAAUAGCCUGAGCAUUUUUUGUCUAUAUAGUGACUUAGUUCUUGUAUUCGUAAGUUAAUGUAGCUAAGUUCACCAAAAUUUGCAAAGCCAUCAAAAACAGUGUAGAAACAGUUAGGCGCCACAAUGUCAGACACAGUCGCUCCCAGUCAAGUUGCCCACAGAUCCUUUUCAAGUAUUGGUACCUCUCAAGUAACUCAAGUACUUCGGGCACAGUUUGAAACAUUAUGGCUUCCACCAAGUACUUGAGCCAGGAUUUUGUAACUCAAGAGACUCACAGGAGUCUGUGAGAAGUCCUUCACAGAUACGGCGCGCACGUAUUUUGUUCUCACAAGUGCCCCAUCAGUACUCGACAAAGGGCUUCAAAUACCUCUAGCGCAUCCUAAAAUGCUGCGACUGUUUCCAAAGAACUUCAAGCGGUAGUGAUAGCCAAACCUAUGUCCCUCACCCAUGCUUCUAACCAAACAUAAGAUGUGGUGUGUGUAUGUGUACAUUGAUUCCGUGAACUGUGCUCUCAGUCUUUCAGUGCCAUCUUAAGAAGACUCAAGGUAAGACUCUUGAGAAACAUGUUCAGCUUGGAGCUCUGCUUGAGGAAACUCACCCUUGAGGUCUACUCUACAUGUGCGUCUGUUUGUUCUUGAGCUUUAUUUGAGAAACUUGAUGCUUGAGAUCCACAUGUGCCGCCGUGUACUUGAGCUUUACUUCAGAAACCUGGCGCUUGAGCUCCACAGUACAUGUGAGUUUGAGAGCGUGGUAUGUGCCUGGGAGACUUUCAGAUUGAACUUUACUUGCGUACUGUCAUGGAAGACGUGCGUCCAUAGGGCUUGUCAUUAGUUUUGCAAUUUGUUUGGGAAAGUUCAUAUGCAAUUAGUAUGCGGUUUGUAUGCAGUUCAUAUGCAGUUUUUAAGAAUAUGUGUUCUUCGCAGUAAAAUACAUGUGUUUAACAAGAGAUGAGCUCUUACAAGAUAGGAUGCCUAGGGGUCUUACUAGAAGAGCCAAUUUUCAUAAUGUUUUUUGUUGUACCCAUGGCUGAUGAGGCCAGGUCAGCAGUGUUCCAGGUGGCGCUGAUUAGGCUGAGCCUGAACUUCCAGAAGGCGAUGUCAUCAUGAAGCAGCCAUAGGGCAAAACCAAAGGGCAAAGCAAAGUGUGUUCCCAACGCCAAUGGGUGAACAUUUUUCUUUACGCGAGGAUUGGG
This is a messenger RNA of Durusdinium trenchii, 6019 nucleotides long. NCBI's taxonomy places the organism in Eukaryota, Dinophyceae, Suessiales, Symbiodiniaceae. The record is from the annotation of a GenBank genome assembly.